Molecule: messenger RNA, 299 nt
Organism: Acanthoscelides obtectus
Lineage: Eukaryota; Metazoa; Arthropoda; Insecta; Coleoptera; Chrysomelidae
Source: the annotation of a GenBank genome assembly
AUAAUGCUCAACAAUUUGUUAUGGACGAGUUGAUGAUGUUGGAAACACAGGAAUCUCAAGCUCAAUUCCAGGUGCCAAAUACUCCAAAUGGAUCUCUACUGCCAACUACUUCACGUCUCGAAACACCUACAACUUCACCUUCAGAUUCCCAGCAGAUAACUUCAGAGGUGACUGGCGAGAAUUUAUGGAAGCAUCUAUAUAAAACGGUAUUGAAAAUUUCAAGCAUGGAAAAUCUCACAAUAUCAGCAAUUAUCAUGGUGAAACAGUACGUAGAGGCGUGGAGCUACCGAUUUGGAUAG